Castor canadensis (American beaver) is the source of this 2171-nucleotide messenger RNA. RefSeq names its product ral guanine nucleotide dissociation stimulator like 3 (gene Rgl3). Gene Ontology annotation, biological process: Ras protein signal transduction. Gene Ontology annotation, cellular component: plasma membrane. Gene Ontology annotation, molecular function: guanyl-nucleotide exchange factor activity. The record is from RefSeq and is a predicted model, not a curated record. NCBI's taxonomy places the organism in Eukaryota, Metazoa, Chordata, Mammalia, Rodentia, Castoridae.
AUGGAGCGGGGCAAGGAGCUCGCCCUGGCACCGCUGCAGGACUGGGGCGAGGAGACCGAGGAUGGAGCGGUGUACAGUGUCUCCCUGCGGCGGCAGUGCAGCCAGCGCUCGAGGCCAGGGGAGGGGCCCGGGGACAGCCAGACCCCCACCCCUCCUGCCGACACCUUUCUCCACUACCGCACCAGCAAGGUGCGGGCGCUGAGGGCUGCAAGGCUGGAGCGGCUGGUGCGUGAGUUGGUGUCGGGGGACCACGACCAGGAUCCAGGCUUUGUACCUGCUUUCCUGGCCACCCACCGGGCCUUUGUGCCCACCACCCGCGUACUGGGCUUUUUGCUGCCCCCACCGCCACCGCCGCCCGCACCAUCCAGGGCAGAGAGCAAGUCAGAAAGACAAGAUGUGCGGUUCGACAAGAAUGUGAGGGCUGUGGUGUCUGUGCUGGGCACUUGGCUACGGGACCACCCUGAAGAUUUCCGCGAUCCCCCUGCCCACCCAGACCUGGACAGUGUCCGAAUCUUUCUGGGUUGGGCAGCCCCAGGAGGGGCUGAGGCCCAGGAAGCAGAGAAGCUUCUGGAAGGUUUCUUGGCAGCGUCUGGGGGGAACCAGGAAGAAGAGGAGCAGCCUGUGGCUUGCACAGGACCUCCCAGGGCUGCCCAGACCCCCACACCAGACUCCCCAGACGACUGUGCUGAAGAGGAGGAAGGGCUCAGGUGGCAAGUUCCGGAGCUCCUGGACUUCAGUGUGGACGAGGUGGCGGAGCAGCUGACCCUUAUGGACGUGGAGCUCUUUUCUCGUGUGAGGCCUUGUGAGUGCCUGGGCUCGGUGUGGUCCCAGCGGGACCGGCCUGGAGCCACAGGUGUCGCCCCCACCGUACGUGCCACCGUGGCCCAGUUCAACACGGUGACUGGCUGUGUGCUGGGGUCAGUGCUCGGGGCGCCUGGCCUGCCAGCCCCGCAGAGGGCGCAGCGGAUUGAGAAGUGGAUUCGCAUCGCACAGCGCUGCCGGGAGCUGCGGAAUUUCUCCUCCUUGCGAGCCAUUCUGUCCGCCCUGCAGUCUAACCCCAUCUACAGGCUCAAGCGCAGCUGGGGGGCCGUGAGCCGGGAACCAUUAUCCACUUUCAGAAAACUUUCGCAAAUUUUUUCUGAUGAGAACAACCACCUCAGUAGCAGAGAGAUUCUUUCCCAGGUGGAAGCCACUGAAGGACCCCAAGAGGAGGACAGCCCUCCAGGAAGCCUACCUUCAAAACUGCCCCCAGGCCCUGUCCCCUACCUUGGCACCUUUCUCACGGACUUGGUUAUGCUGGACACAGCCCUGCCGGACAUGUUGAAGGGGGAUCUCAUCAACUUUGAGAAGAGGAGGAAGGAGUGGGAGAUCCUGGCCAGAAUCCAGCAGCUACAGAGACGCUGUCGGAGCUACAGUCUGAGCCCCCGCCCACCAGUCCUGGCUGCCAUGCAUGCCCAGAGCCAGCUCAGUGAGGAGCAGAGCUACCGAGUCUCCCGUGUCAUUGAGCCACCGGCUGCCUCCUGUCCCAGUUCCCCAGGAAUCCGGCGGCGCAUCAGCCUCAAGAAGCGCCUCAGUGCGAAGCUAUCUCGAGAGAAAAGCUCAUCCCCUAGUGGAAGUCCUGGAGACCCCUCCUCACCCACCACCAGUCUGUCCCCAGGGUCCCCCCCAUCCAGUCCUAGAACCAAGGAGCCUCCUUCUGGCAGUCCUCCAGCCUCUCCAGGGCCCCAGGGCCCCAGCACCAAGAUGCCCCUGAGUCCGGACCUGCCAGGCUCCCGGCCCCCAACCUUGACCCUUACCAGUCCAAGAAUUCCCCAGCUGGGACAGCAGAGCUCAGAGACCCGAGUCAUCCGAGUCAGCAUUGACAAUGACCACGGGAACCUAUAUCGGAGCAUCUUGCUGACUAGUCAAGACAAAGCCCCCAGCGUGGUCCAACGAGCUCUGGACAAACACAAUGUGCCCCAGCCCUGGGCACGUGACUACCAGCUCUUCCAAGUCCUUCCUGGGGACAGGGAACUCCUGAUUCCUGACAACGCCAAUGUCUUCUAUGCAAUGAGUCCAGAAGUCCCUGGAGACUUUAUGCUGCGACGGAAAGCCCAGCCCGUGCCCUCUGUCUCCCUCACCUGAGAUGACUCUCUUCUCAGCCCCAUGGAGGAGAGGGCCCUGUCCUGAAA